GACAGGCUGUCUCUGGUUUAUCGCGCUUUCCGUAGUCGUGUUUCCGUGGAUCUCAAAUUUGUGUUCUCUCCCCCUGUACAGACCCUCCUGGUCCCCUGCCUGUUUUACCUUGACUUUGUCGUGAGUUAGGAUAUUCGUAUGUGGACGUCGUGUAUCAUACAAAGAGGACGUGUGAGUGACUGGCGAGUGAGAAGAGGAGUUUUGGACGUGUUCACUUUUCCCUGGAUUCCCGGGAGCACCAGUUGCCCUGCACGGUUGUUUAAAGCGCCUGGUGUCACUGUAAAUAAACUCUCUUUAAUUGAAACCGUUCAGAGAUCUGCGCUCGAGUCCGCUCGUUCACCUUAACAGGAUCAGAAAUUACAAUUUAUCUUACAGUUUCUAUUCUUGGUCAUGGAUGAUUUUGUGCGAAACAAACUGACUGAAUGGAAACUAAGUGAAUGGAUUGAGGCAUUUGAAGCUCAAGAAAUUGAUGAGGAAAGUCUAUAUCAUCUUGAUGAUCAGGAAAUUAAUCAAUUGAUCACAAAAGCUGGACCUAGAGUGAAAUUCAACAAUAAACUAAAGCUGUUAAAGGAAGAGCAAAAUACAACUCAACCACAAAAGCAAGCAGUUAAUAUUUCUGUUGAAGAUUCGCCAUCCAAAAGUGAAAAGGAAAUCCAAAAAAGAAAGAGAAAGUCAGAUCAUCUUCAGGGUGAGUUCAGCCAAUGGCAACCAGCUCCUAAACAACAAUACAACUGUACAGCAGGAUCACAGUCAGAAACAGAAAUACUGUCUGAUGUCAAAGACAUAAUGAAACAUGUCAGUGAAGGACUACAUGGCCGUGACAAGCUCAGUGCUUUCCUAAAGGAUAAAACCAAGGAUCUGGAGACAGAAAAGAGGCACCUGGUUGGUGUCUUUGGUAAAACUGGGGCUGGAAAGAGCUCUUUAAUCAAUGCCAUCAUAAAUAAGAAGGGCCUGUUGCCUUCUGGAAGUGUCAGUGCAUGUACCUCAGUAAUGAUAAAGGUGGAGGCUACCAGUGGAUCAAAGUAUGAGGCACACAUCGAGUUCAUUACAAAAGAGGAUUGGAAAAGUGAGUUGAAGUCACUAAAAGAGGUUCUUGAAGACAACGACGAUAAUGAUGAUGAUGAUGAUGAUGAUGAUGAUGGUGGUGGUGGUAAUGAUGACUUUUUUGAUGCUGAUGAAAAGUUAUCAGCGCUGUAUGGAGAAGAGUGGAAAGAAAGAUCCCCUCACAACCUCAUGGACAACAAAUAUUUCAUAGAUAUUCCAGAGUUUCGAACAUCCAAGACAAAAAUUUUGAAAAGUGACUCAGCUGAAGGGUUGUCUGAAAAAUUUGUGAAAUACACAAGAAGUGAGUCAAAUGAGACAGAAGAAGUAAAGAGGUGGUACUGGCCGCUUGUGAAGUGUGUGACUGUCAAAGUGCCAGACAAUGAUUUUCUUGAUCAUGUCACACUUGUGGACCUUCCUGCAAAUGGUGACUCUAACAGAAGCAGAGAUAGAAUGUGGACAGGGUUUGUUGCCAGUUGUUCAGCUGUCUGGAUUGUGACUGAAAUGAAUCAAGCAGCAUCAGAAAAAGAAGCCUGGGAGAUCCUGGAAAAUGCCAGUAGCCUGCUGGGAAAUGGUGGCGAGUGUCAGCAAAUUCAUUUUAUCUGCACCAAGUCAGAUCAUGAAAACCCAGAUGAUCUAAAGAAAAUCAAGAGUGCAGUGAUGAAUGAAUUCAAAAGGCGGAAAUUAAUUAAGAAUCACUUCAGUGAGGAUAGUUUCAAAGUCUUCACAGUGAGCUCCACAGAGUUCCUUAAAGGGGAGAAUGCAAAUCCAGAUCACAAUGAAAUACCAAAACUUAAGGAAAUUUUGAAAAAUCUAAAUGACACUCAUUCAGAGACCUUAAACUAUGUGUCUGGAGCUUAUGGAAUUCUGUCUUUGAUUCAAGGAGCCACAAUAAGAGAAGUGGUUGAACAAAAAAACGAUCUGUAUGAUCUCCUUGAGGGGAAGUUGUUCAUCCAACUUAAUCAAGUCAAAAAAGCAAUUGAAAAAAUUAUAAAAGCUUUUGAACAACGCCUAAGUGAGGGAGUUGAAAAAUCCCAAAAUUUAUGUGAAAAAAAACUGAAGUCCUUCUUACACCCCAGUAAAAUGAGUGACGGAGCUUUUCACAGGACACUAAAGUCUGCAGUUAGGAAUGAUGGGAUCCAGAAACCAAAAAAAGGAAAACCAAAAAACCUCAACGUGACUUUAGCAUCUUACUUGACUGAAAGCAUUGAUGAAAAAUUCAGAAAGACCUUCCCAAAUGACGUAAAAUGUGGACAUUUUAAUGGCGCCAUCGAUGCGUUUUCACUCAGCACUGAUUCAUUGAUUGAAAAGUACAAAGAUGUUGAACUGCAAUUGAUAUUUCUCCAGACAGAGGAAAAGAAAAUAAAGGCAAAGCUCAACAAAACCAUCCUCACACAAAAGAAACUGAUCUACAACAGUCUGACAGAGACAAUCAAGGAUAAUAUGAAAAAAUGCUAUAGAGAAGCAGCAGCAUUUGAAGGACGAGGCACCCUGAAGAAGAUGAGACACACUAUUGAAAGGCAUGUGCACUCAAGGAAGUACAUGUUUGAAGAGGCAAAAAAUGCCAUGUUGGAGCAGUUGAGCGAUUUGAAGGAAACUGUUCUGAGGACACUGGAGAACACCAUGAAGGAAUCCAUUGACUUCUCACUCAAGACUGAGACCUGCUCAUUGCCAGAUGUUUCAGAUCAUCUUCAGGUGGUGAAGAAACAUUAUGAUGAACUUAAUGGCGGUCAAGAUGAAAAAAAAACAAACCAUACUGUGUAAAUCUUAAAAUCUCACAAAUUGUUUAAAGGGCUUUGAUCAUGAACUAUUUUGCUUAUUACUGUGAACAAUGUGUUUAUUUACAAUACAACUGAUCCAUCCAGAAGCUGAUGUGAUUUGCUCCACAGAAACAGCUGAGGCCUGAUGACCCACAGAACAUCCCUGAGGAAACACUGAUAGAGACAGGAGGUCUUUAGAUACUGUCACAAUAAUAUUUGUUUUGCUCUCUUUUAAUUUUAUGUUGAUGUGUACUUUUGACUUUUAAUGAAUUUUAUACACAGAGCAUUUGAAUAUUAUAGAUAUUAAUUAAAACUGCUUAUUAACUAAGAUAUUAGGUAAAACUGCUAAUAAUAAGGUGUUAAUCACAAGGGUCUAAAUCAUGCUUUGAUUUCUUUCUUUUUUAAAAAAAAAAAAAAAUGCAGUAUGUUUUUGAUCACUUGUAGCAGAGCGUAAAGGCAUGUAAUGCAUUUCCCCAUUCAAACCUGAGAUUUAUGGUUUUAAUUGUAAGAGUCUGAGCUUACGGUUUCCAAAAGCAUUUUGAUUUUGUUGCAUGUUUUAAAUAUCAUAAUUUAAUGUUUUAAGUUGAUGUGUAUACUCUUGGUUCAUUUGGAUGGGAGCAUUUAUUUUAAUGUAAUACUUAUCAGUUAAACAUUAAGCCUUAUCCAACACAGAAAUGAUAUUUAACACUUUUACUUCAUACUUCUAAAUACAAAUACUUGUUUUUUGGUUUUGUUUUUUUGUUUUUUUUUGCAGUUAUAGCAUGUGUGUAAAUGACAAAUAGUGAGAAAUAGGUGUAAGUAAAGCUGUAGAAAAUUAUCAGCUACUUCUGUCAUCUCCCUGCCAUAUUGCUUUUUUUGGGUUUGGAAUUAUCGAUGAAUAUAUUACAGUUUGGGUUUAGGUUGAUGGUUUUUUUGUGUUAUUUUUUAUUAUUAUUUUAAGUGUAUUACAUUUUAUUUACUUCUGUGCACAUUUCUGAAUUCCUGCUUUGAUUUUUUGUUUUCAUUAAGUCUCUCGAGUUUCCUCCCCCGACAAUGUGUUUUGAAUUUUAUUAUGGCAUAUAUACCUGUAUACACUAGACAUGUAAUUAUAGUUACUCUCAUAAAUUGUGUUUAAUAACAUAUACUCAUAUAUACUAUGCAUACUCACAAUGAAGGGUUUAUAUAGUGGAGUCACUGUGUUAAGCAUCUAACGUGCAUGUUCAAAUCAUAUGACCCAUAUAUUUAGGUUAAAUAUAUCUACCAUGCGCUUUAGGGUCGGGGAACGGGUCCUGAC
Maylandia zebra (zebra mbuna) is the source of this 4074-nucleotide messenger RNA. RefSeq names its product nuclear GTPase SLIP-GC. NCBI's taxonomy places the organism in Eukaryota, Metazoa, Chordata, Actinopteri, Cichliformes, Cichlidae. The record is from RefSeq and is a predicted model, not a curated record. Gene Ontology annotation, molecular function: GTPase activity.